Sorghum bicolor (sorghum) is the source of this 1546-nucleotide messenger RNA. RefSeq lists its product as uncharacterized. The transcript has 6 exons. The record is from RefSeq and is a predicted model, not a curated record. Bases 60 to 1325 code for a protein of 421 amino acids. NCBI's taxonomy places the organism in Eukaryota, Viridiplantae, Streptophyta, Magnoliopsida, Poales, Poaceae.
UCCAACGGCCAACGAUCACCCCGAACCAGGGUGUCCCUCCCCCGCGCACGCGCCCGCCAAUGUCCGCCGCGGCCGAUGACCUCGCGCGCCGCGUCGCCGCGUUCCUCCCCGUCCCGCCGCCGCCGCCGCCGCAGAAGCAGCAGCUCUCCGGCGUGGCCGCCGCCGUGCUCGACGCCGGGGGACGCCUGGGCCGCGCCGUGGGCGACGUCUUCCGCCGCCUCCGCAUCGACGACACCUUCUACUCCGGCGGCGGCGGCGGCGGCGGCGUGCCAAAGCAGCGCCGGCGCAGCGCCGGGAAGAAGAAGAAUGGCGGGAGACGAUCCGCGGCCGGAGCGUCGGCCGCGGUCAGCAAGGAGGGGGACACCGGCGGCGGCGACGACCCCCUCGGAUCCUCUGGUAGGUUCGCGCGGGCGCAGGGGAGCAUGAACCUGUCGGCGACGUACGACAGCAGGACGAACGACGUGGAGAGCUCGGUGGUGGCCAGGGGCGACCUGUGGCGCGCGGAGGCGUCGCACAGCAGCAGCAGCAGCAGCGCCGCCGCCAGUGCCUCUGCUCCGACAGGCGCCGGCGCCGGCUAUGGUGCCAACCUGUUCCUCGUGCAGCUCGGCCCGGUCCUCUUCGUCCGCGACACGACGCUGCUGUUCCCGGUACACCUCUCCAAGCGCCACCUCAUCUGGUACGGGUUCGAGCGCAAGAACGGCGUGCACUCGGUUUGCCCUGCUUAUUGGUCGGCUCACAAGAGAUGGUUCUUCAUGUCCAUGUUAUGCCUCAACCCAUUCGCUUGUUCGUUCAUGGACAUGCAAUUCCCAAACGGGCAGCUCCGAUACGUCGCUGGCGACGGCUUCACGGCGCGAGCUUUCCUUCCUGUCCGUGGCGGGAUUCUGCAAGCCCAUGGAAAAUUCCCGGGGGAGAAGAGGCUCAGCUUCUCUUUCAAGAACAGGAGUGGGGGCAGCGUCGUCCCAAUGGUCCAGUGGCCAGAUAAGUCUCUCUCGCUGGGGAUCGUCCAGGCAUUGUCUUGGAGGACAUCUGGCCUGAUGCUGCAACCAGCAACACAGAUCAGCAUAUGCCCGACGAUUGGUGGCCGCCAUCCUGGGGUGUGCAUGGAGUUGAUCCAUUCGGCGAACGACAACGUCGGCGUCGUCUGCGGCUACUCCCACACUGCUUCCCCUUCUGCAUAUGCCUCCAUAUCGGUCUGUCCAAUCGGAAGAUCGAAGCUGAACGGCGGAGCGGCGAGGUCAGGGUUAGUGUUCAGAGUAGACGCUCCGCUCCACGGUUUUGGCCGGCCAUGGUUCUCGGUUCAGAUGAACAGCGGGAUCGAGUUCUGAAUUCUGAUUCCACAUUGUUUUGUUGUGACUGAACGAACACACAGACUACACUGUUCAGAACAAACAUACACAGUUACAGGUCUUACUAAAAUGUACAGUGGAUGUUGUGUAUAAAAGCUUGACGACGACGUGUAUAAAGCAUUUUGAUAUGCUAGUUGUACAAAAUAUAUUGGUGGAUAACUGAUCACAUAUUCACAUGCGUAUUUGCCACUUAAAAAGCA